CAUCGUUGAGCUCGUGUGAUCACCUUCAUUGUAAAUGCGGCACCAUGUCUCAUCGACGUCCAGCGAGACAAGUGUUCGAUCCGGCAUCGGUUCCCCGUCCACGGUCCUCUUCGAGCAGAAUCGCCCCAGCCAGAUGCUGCUGUUUGAGCUUCAUUCUAGUGUGCACCGUCAUAUUUCUAUACGGCCUUGCUUUUGUAGCAAAGACGUUCGUUGAGGUCGCUCGCAACUUGGCUUCGCCCCAUCAAGACAUCACAGCCGAGAGCACUGAGUCCCAUAAAGUAAAGCCUCUAGUCAACAGCUCUUCUUCAUUCGACGUCUUGGCGACCGUUUGGCUCGAUGUGACUGAGCAUCUUGCGGCUGGCCUGCUUCUGCCCCCGGAGACGGCCGUCGUCACAUACGAAGCUCCUCCCGGGAAUCGACGAUCCGAAGCAAUCUUGUUCAGCGGGCCUAUUAUCGAAAACGUAACCAUGUCUGAGCGCGCCCACGGCAACGCAAAAGUGAAGAUACCGAUCGAGCCUCUUUACUCGCAGAACCUAGGACCGUCGACGUUGCGAGCUACGUUUAAAAUCCGGCCAUACGGUAUCGAGUCUUUAGGGAGAUUGAAUUCUUCCCUUGUGAUUUAUCCUCCUGGCUUACCGAUCGGCCCUCGUUCGCCAACGUCGCCGCUGCUACACGAAACCAGGCUCAUUAAUGGCACCUGGACGCCGCGCACGAUCUCCGAGGCCUUGGAGCAUUCGUCUGUUAACGCCAACCUACUGACGCUGCUUCCCAGCAAAUGGCGACUGGAAGAUGUGACGCCAAAUAAACGAGAGGCAGGAGUCAAAGUUCUCAAAGAUGCUCACUUCGACAAGUCGGAGGCCAACGUCGCUUUCACCGAGAACAAAAAGGUCAACGGGUCCAGUCGACACCUCUACGUCGACGAAGAACAGCGCCUAAUGAUUCCUCAUCUGCUCGCUCGUAGCCGACUUGUCCUUGUCAAGGAAGAGCGAAGCCUUCAGGCUGCCGAAUACAUGAAAAGACGAAAGGAGGCUGCAGAUCAACUGUCCGCUACGUGUAAGCCGUCGAGCAGAGUUGACAGCCACGAAACGGUCGCGGAGCACUCUGGGCUUUGCUCGAGGCCUUAUCAUUCUUCACUGUUCGAGAACUUCAUCAGCACUAUGACCGAGGAAGAAGGCCAUCUGAAUUUGUUCUACGCCCCUUUCCUUAUUCAACAGCAACGAGCGCUCGCGUCGCGCCACUACAGGACGCUGCCCCUCUCCAGACCAUUACCGGGCAGCGCGUCAAAAGUCACCACGACGGUUGAAAGGAAGGAGUGUCUCAUUCCGUUGGUCGAAAUCGACGACAGCGGUGAUUUCGUUCUCUUCGACUGGCACGUUUCUUUCUCGUCUCAUAAUCACAUGCGCGCCUCUCUGCCAGACGAUAUUCAUUGGAUCCGCCAGCUCAGCCCAGGUAUAAAUGUCACCAUGGCAGGCCUGCCCGAGAGUCCCAGGGUCAACGCUAGUGUAGAAGACGACAUCCAAUGGCAGGUUCGAGCAUACAGGUUUGGCGAUCGGGAGCAUCAGAACAGCCGGCCGACGCUCGUCUUGUUGAGUGCUGUGCUUGAGACUCUCGUCUCCAUCCUUGCAAGAGCUUUAACAUCUUUCUACUGGUACACACGCGCCACAACCUGUGGCCUAUCCAGCCGCGGUCAGUGGAUGUUGCUUUGCUCGUUCUGCUUGCAGCUCUAUCUACAGGCUCCUACACCCUGGGACCUUAGCCUUGCCGGACUCGUCACGACCUUCUUGUUUCUGGUCUUUUCGAUUCGGCUUCCUUUGCAGCUUUGGGUCCUUCUCAGACUAGAGUACGACAAGUCUCGAAAGCUGUUGAGAAUCCAAAGGCGCCCUGCCGGUACGCGAGAGAGGGCGACAAAUCGACUCGAUGGCCAAUUUGGCUGGAUCAUACCCGUGUCUCUGCUCUUGUUCUUGACGAGCACAAUGAUCCUCGUCAAACCGCACACGCUAGCGGUCAAAUCUGCACAAGGCUGCUCACCCACUGUCAAAAAAGAUCGUCGAGUAUUUGCGUCACACCUCUCAUUCAUCCUCUACGUGUCAGGCGACAUUCUGCAAAUGUGGCACAACCACAGGUCCGGCCUCUUUGCCGGCAAUUUUAAGCUCACCGAGGUCAUCGGCCUAGCGUCUUUGGUUCUCGCUAUGUCAGUUCACCACGUCGAGUUCAUUGGGGGCUGGCAACCAAGGCGUGACGCCGUCAGCUUGACCCAAGUCGGGUCAUACCUUCUAGCUUCCCUCAGUCUGUACCAAGCUCUUACCUAUCCUGGGGUGCGACAAGACGUGGACGAUGAAGACAGAGACCUGUAAUCAACGGCCAUCACGAUCCCCCUCCCUUUUUUUAAACCAAUUUAGGGGGUUGGUGCCAAACAUGAAGUUGUCCAUCCAAAGUGCGAUAAUUACAUCUCGGCUUGUG
Messenger RNA from Acaromyces ingoldii, 2460 nucleotides. RefSeq lists its product as hypothetical. The record is from RefSeq and is a predicted model, not a curated record. Lineage: Eukaryota; Fungi; Basidiomycota; Exobasidiomycetes; Exobasidiales; Cryptobasidiaceae. Bases 45 to 2354 code for a protein of 769 amino acids. The transcript has 4 exons.